Messenger RNA from Balaenoptera acutorostrata (minke whale), 531 nucleotides. RefSeq names its product prepronociceptin (gene PNOC). The record is from RefSeq and is a predicted model, not a curated record. Bases 1 to 531 code for a protein of 176 amino acids. Gene Ontology annotation, molecular function: opioid receptor binding. The transcript has 2 exons. Gene Ontology annotation, cellular component: dendrite; axon terminus; plasma membrane. NCBI's taxonomy places the organism in Eukaryota, Metazoa, Chordata, Mammalia, Artiodactyla, Balaenopteridae. Gene Ontology annotation, biological process: chemical synaptic transmission; sensory perception; neuropeptide signaling pathway.
AUGAAGAUCCUGUUCUGUGACCUCCUGCUGCUCAGCCUGUUCUCCAGCGCAUCCAGCAGCUGUCAGGAGGACUGUAUGACCUGCAGAGAGAAGCUCCGCCCAGCUCUUGACAGCUUCAACCUUGAGGUGUGCAUCCUCGAGUGUGAAGGGAAGGUUUUCUCCGGCCCUCUCUGGACUCCGUGCACCAAGGUCAUGGCGAGGGGCUCCUGGCAGCUCAGCCCUGCUGACCCAGAACACGUGGCAGCUGCUCUUGACCAGCCAAGAGCCUCUGAGAUGCAGCAUCUGAAGAGAAUGCCCCGUGUCAGGAGCCUCUUCCAAGCUCAGAAAGGGACAGAGCCCGGCAUGGAGGAGGUGGGGGAGAUGGAGCAGAGGCAGCUGCAGAAGAGGUUCGGGGGUUUCACCGGAGCCCGGAAGUCAGCCCGGAAGCUGGCCAACCAGAAGCGGUUCAGUGAGUUUAUGAGGCAGUACCUGGUCCUGAGCUUGCGGUCCAGCCAACGCCGGCGCACCCUGAACCAGAAUGGUAAUGCGUAG